Messenger RNA from Plasmodium gallinaceum, 8775 nucleotides. Its product is annotated as conserved Plasmodium protein, unknown function. The record is from RefSeq and is a predicted model, not a curated record. Lineage: Eukaryota; Apicomplexa; Aconoidasida; Haemosporida; Plasmodiidae. Bases 1 to 8775 code for a protein of 2924 amino acids. The transcript has a single exon.
AUGCAAAAAUCAAAAAUGAUAAAUAAUAUAAAAAAGGGAGAGUUAAAAAUAGAUGAUAAAUAUAAAACAUCAGAUAUAAAUUUAUUAAAUGAGAACAUUGAAAAGUAUGAUAGACAUAAACUAAGAACUAUUUUAAGGAAUUACAUUCGUCAUAACAAUAGAUUAUUAAAUUAUCAUAAAUUUAAAGAAGUGAUAAGUAACUUUGAUUCAUUUAAAAAUGUUUUCAUUAUAUAUGCAAAUAGUUUUUUAAGUAAAAAUAAAGCUUUUAGUCAUAAUUUUCGAUAUUCUAAAAUAAUAAAAAUUCUAAAUUUAAAUAAAAAAGGCAAAAGAUUAAUAUAUGGAGAUAAUUUCAUAAAAGAAAAUGUAUUAAAGCUGAAUAAAAAAAUUACAAAAAAUGAAAGGAAUAAUUUCCUAUUAGAAGAAAACAAAUAUUCACAACAAAAUUAUUCUAAUGAAGAUAAAAAAUUGGAAAUUAUUGAUUUUUAUUACAAUGUAAAAAAAAAUGAUUUAGAAAAAUUAGACAAAAUUAUUAUAAACAGCAAUUUGACAUUACCAACUUUCAGUUAUUUUGAUAUAUAUUUAUUUAGUAAUAACAAAAAGUUAAAAUAUGAAAUCAAUAAAAAAAAUAUUAAGUAUAUUGAUAUUAAUUCUGUUUUGUAUUUUUUAUAUGUAUCUGUUAUUAUUGCGUAUAUCAAUUUAAAUGAUUUUCAUAAUGCUAAAGUUAAAUUUUUUGAAUAUAUAUAUUUAAAAAAAAAAUUUAAAAAAAUUAGGAAAUAUUAUAGUGAGAACGAAAAAAAGAAAAUAAGAAUAAGUAGCUUAUUCUCACCUGAAUUAAAAAGUAAAAUAUAUGAUUAUUAUGAUACUUUACAUGAAAAGAAAGCAUCGUCUUUUCUAUUAAAAAAUGAAAAUGAAAGGAAUAAAAAAUAUCAGAAAAGAGAAGCAUUUGUUUCCAAAAACACAUUUGAAAAUAAAUUUAAUAUUACAAAUAUUGUUGAUAAAAAUGAUUUCAUAAAUGAAAAUACAAAUAAAAGUAUUAACAAAAUUCAAGAUAAAAAAGAAAUUUCAAAUAAUAAUAAUAAUGCUAAAAAAAUAGAUAAAAAUGAUAAUGGAUAUUAUAAUAUCAACAACAGAAAUAAAUAUUUAAAAAAUUAUAAAAUAAAAUCAUCUAAUUUAUCUCAUAAUGUUUAUAAGGAAAACUUGGAAGAUUUAAUGAAAGAAGGAAAUUAUAAUUUUACUGAUUCAAAGAAAAGAAGUAAUGAUAUUAUUUUAAAAGAACAUAGUUCAUUAAAAAGCGAAAAUAAACUUCUUUUUAAUGAAAAUUCAAAAAGCGAUAAAAAUAAAAAAAGAAGGGAAGUAAAACAGGAUUUAACUUUAGAUGUAUAUUUGUUAUUUCUAAAAAUAAAAUAUAAACAAAAAUCCUUUGAAAAGUUAAUAGAAGUUUUAAAAAAUAUUCCUUUAGAUGAAAAAAUAUGUAAUAUAAAAAAAUUAAGAAAUAUAGUGAAUAACGAAUAUAAUGAAAAAAUAAAUAUGUCUAAAAAAGAAAGAAUUUUAAGAAAUUUAAUAAAGAUUAAAGAUAAAAGAUACUAUUUCUAUAAUUAUUUUUUUGAUGUUUUAAUAUAUUUUUCAUAUUUUAAACAAAUAAACACCAUUGAAGGAUUAUUGGUAAUGGCUUUAAUUUUUAGUAAAUUAAAUUUCAUAAAUGUUGCACUAUAUAUAUAUAAAAAUAUUUAUUUGUAUUUUUAUUAUAUUUUUGAGAAUUAUCAAAAGAAAUUGAAAAUAUUUGAUUUAAGUCAUGAAAUUAAUAAACUAAAUUCAUUUAAUAUUAAGGAAAAUAUAGAUUAUUUAAAUAAAAAUAUAGAAUUAAAAAAGGAGAAUAUUUUAAAAAAUAAAUUAGAAAAUUUAAAUAAAAAGUAUGUUUUAAAUAACAGAAAAGAAUUAAAUGAUAAUAAUUUUUAUUCUUCCUCUGUAAGAUUGUUUAGCGAUAGCAAAUACAACAGUAGUAGUGAUAAUAGCAAUAAAAAUAAUAAAAAUAGUUGUAUAAAUCCUAUUAUAAAUAAUAAGAAAACUGUUCGCAUUUUUAAUUAUAUUCUAAAAAUUUUAAGAAAGAAUAAUAAUUUUUAUUUUAUAAAUGAUUACUGGGAAGAAAAUCAUUAUUCUAAAUAUUGUAAUUUCUUCUUUUUAAAUAAAUCACUCAAUAUACAUUUAAAUAAGGUUGAUGAUAUAGUUGUUACUAAUAUUAUAAAGAAUUCAAUUUCAUAUAAUUAUAAAUACAUUUUUAAUGGAAUAAAAAAACAUAUUUUAAUUUACUUGAAUUUAAUAAAUCAUAUAGAAACCAAGUAUAUAUUCUAUCAAAAUAAUUAUAAUUUAAAAAAUAUAAUAUAUUAUUUAUAUUUAGAUAAAAUUAUAAAAUAUUAUGAUUCCAAUAUAUUCACAUAUGAAAAAAAUAUGUAUGUAAUGAAAAGAAUAAUAUUUUUAGAUAACCAUAUAAGUUUAUUCCACCUAUAUGAAAAUAGUUUGCUGAACGAUUAUGACUUAAAACAUACUUUUUUAAAAAUAUACUUAAAUCUUUUCAAAAAGGAUUCUUUAUUAUUACGAGAUAAAAAAAAUAGAAAUGAAAACAGUCUUUUUUUCAAUACUAUGAAUAAUGAAUAUAAUGUUAAUAAUGAAGAAAUUAAUGAAUGUUAUAAACAUAAUAUAGAUAAAAGCAAUUAUAAUUUAAAAGACAGUUUAAAUAAUGACUUGAAAUUAAAAAAUAAUAAAGAUGAUUAUGUAAAUAUAGGGAAGGAAUAUAGUAAAAAUUUAAAAGGUUAUGUUAGAAUUUUUUCUUCUGAUUCUUUUAAGAAUUGCGAUUUUUUAAUUAAAGAAGACAACUUAGAAAAAUAUUUUUUAAGCAAUUAUAUAAAUAAUGAUUAUAAUUUUAUUAAGAAUAAUGAAAAAGUAAAUGUAAAUGAUGAAUCUGAAAGAAUUUUGUUUAAAAAAGAUUUUGCUAAUAGUUUUUAUAAUAAUUCUGAAAAUAUCGAUAAAAUUUCUAUUAAUAACAACAAUAUUAUAGAUUUCAGAAAUGAUAAAUGCUAUAAUAACUUCAAUUAUAAAAAAUAUAAUUCUGACAUUAUACUAAAUAGAUCAAAACAAAAUUUUGAAACUCAUAAUGAUGAUAUUAAUACGAAAAGUUACACCUAUUCUAGUGAUAUAAACACAAAGAAAAGAAUAAAAAAUGAUUUUAUAUAUAAUAUAAGACCUGUAUCUUGUGAUAGUAUGUAUGAUAAGGAUGAAAAGUGUUAUAACAAAGAAAAGAAUGAUAAUUUGAUUGAUACCAUUUUUAAAAAAAGAAUUAAUAGAAAUAUAUUUAGUGUAAAUAGGAAUUUAAAUGAACAUAAUAAUAUAAAUUUAAAAACACACAAUUUGAAAAAAUUUUUUAAUUUUAAUAAUAAUGAAUUGAAAAUCUUAAUUUAUAAUUUUUUGUAUUUAUAUAUUUUUGAUGAAUAUUUAUACAUUAAUACACAUAAAAAAGAUAUAAAUGAAUAUUUUAAUUUUGUUAAUGUUCUAAAACGAAAACAGAAAUUAAGAUAUAAUUUCUAUAAUUUUCUCUGUAAGCCAAAUAAAGAUAUUGGUGAUGAAAUAUCAUAUUAUAAAAAAUAUAUAAAAGAAAAGUAUUUAAAUAAAAAUAAAAAAAAAGAUAAUAAGAUAUAUAAUUCCAUGUUUAUAAAUAAAACUAUUAACGUCAAAAUGAGAAAAAAUAUUCAUUAUAAGACAAAAAACAAAAAAAGACUAUCAAAACAAAGUGAGGAUUGUAAAAGUUUAAAAGAAAAUAAAAAAAUACACAUGGACUCUAUUUUCAUAAAUAAUAAAAAAAAUUAUAAUUUUAAAAGUAUAAAUUUAUUAAGAGAAACAUAUAGAAAAAAUUUUAUUAGUUAUAAUGCUAAAAUUAACAUAGAAAAAUAUGAACAUAUUUUUUUCUUAUUUUUAAUAACUGAAAUGUUGUCAGUCAUAAUAUUACCAUAUAUUAAUUUUCAUUUUCCUUUUAUUUAUAUAAAUAUUAAAAAGAAUUGUCAUAAUAAUAAAAAUUUUCAGUUAGAUAAAUUUAGAUUUGAAAGCAUUAGUAUAUUAAAUACUCAUAAUUGUUAUAAAAAUUGUAAUAAUAGGUUAAAUAAAUGUGAAAAAUCGUUUGUGUGUACAAAAAGAGAAUUCUCAUCAAAUAUUUAUCAUCAAAAAAAAAAAAAGAGAAAAUUUUUUAAUUAUAAUAUAAGAAAAAAAAAAUUAUUAUAUUCUCCUUCAAAUGAUAAUAAAAUAAUUUAUUAUAAAAAAAAGGACUUAAAAAAUGAGAAAAAGUAUAAACAAAAGCAUUCUUUAUUAAAUGAUAAAAAAGAAAAGAGGAACAAUAUAUUUAAUAAAAAAUAUUCUUCAAACUUAAAGAAAGUGAGCAAAAAAUAUGAUCAUGUUAAUAAAAAUAUAUAUUAUAUAACUGUGUGCAAUUUUAUUGAAUUUAAUGGAAAACUAAGGAAAAUUAAUAAUUUAUCAUUAGAAUUAAAGAAUUUUGUAGAAAAAAAUUACUUAUUUAAUGAUUACUAUCAUGUAGAUGUUUAUGAAUUAAACAAAAAACUUAAUCAUAAAGGCAAAUAUUUUCUUAUAAAAAAAUAUGAACAAAUAAUAGCAUUAUCUUUUUUUACUAGAUUUAAUACCUAUUUAAUUUUUUCUUUAUAUCAACGUAUAGCAUUAUUAAAUUAUUUGUACAGGAACUAUAAUUUAGUUAUAUCUAUUUUGAGAUACAUUAAUCAUGUGCAUUGUAAAUUAAUAAAUCAACACACAGGUAAUAAUCUUAAAAAAAAAAAUGAAUUAGAAAAUAAUAAAAUUAACGAAACAGGUGAAAAAAGACUACAUUUUGAUGUAGAACAUGACAAAAUUAAAUUUUUUUUUUAUAUGAAUAAUGAAGAUAUUCACUAUGAUGAUUACAUAAUUAACACUUAUAGCACAAAUUAUAUAAAUGAUAAAUAUAAAUUAAAUGAAAAAAGUACUUUCCUAAAUGAAAGAAAAAAUUUUUAUGAAAAGUUAUGUGAAAUAAAAUCAUUUAGGUUUUCUUUGUUUUUUGAUAUUUUAUUUGAGUUAAAAGUAAAUUUCAAUUAUUUGCAUAGUGGCCACAUAUGUGUACAAAACUCUUUAAAAUAUUUAUUUUUUUUUUUUAAAAAUGCUCAUAAAUUUAAUUUAAUUAUUGAUUCUAAACAAAAAAAAAAUCAAAAAAAAUGCAAUGAAAUAAAAAAUAAGAUAAAUACAGGUAUUAAGGAAGAAUCAGGUGUAAUUCUAUCAAAGGAAAAAUUUAUGAAAAUAUUCAAUAAAGAUGAAAAAAUUAUAAAUUUUAAAGAAGCAUUUUAUGAUACACAUAUUUCUAUGAAUCAUAAAAAUAAUGAUUUAAAGGAAAAAACAUCUUAUUUUAAUAAAAGUAGAUUCAAUUUAAAAGACAAAAAUUCAGAUUUGAAUAAUGAAUUUUCAUUCGAAGAAAAAUAUAAUGAUAUCCAUACAAAUAAUUUAAGUGAAAAAGAUCAUUUAAAAGGAGAAUAUUUUUUUCAUCAUAAGAUUGAUGUAAAUAAAUUAAGGGGUUGUAAGUUAUAUUAUAUAAUAGGUAUUUCAUUAUUAAAGCAAAUAAAUAAUAAUUAUUAUUAUGACAAUAUAAGGGAAGUAAACUUGAUAUAUGAAAAAGACUUAAUAAAUAACGAAAUAAAUAUAAGUAGUAUUGUAAAAAAUGAUUAUAUGAAGUUACUAAAUCUAAGCUAUAAGUAUAUAAUUAAAAGUAUCAGUGUAGACCAUAAUAAUAUAUUAAGUUAUUAUUAUUUGUGUGUUAUUUAUUUAUAUAAAUUAAAAAUUAAUAAAUGUAUUUAUAUUUGUAAAAAUUUUCUUUUAAAAAACUUUUAUAAUGCAUAUGCUUUUCCUUUUUUUUUAUUAAGUAUUGUAGCAUCAAGCUCUAGGAGAAUUAGAGAUGAGAAAUUUUUUCAUAAAAGAUAUUACUCUUUUAAUAAAAAAAUGAGAAAAAAACAUAACGAUAGUAAUAAAUUAUCUGAUUAUAACAAAUGUAAGAUAGAUAACUCUUCUAUUUUUGAGUUUUAUGAUAAUCAAUAUAUAUUCUUAAUUAAUAAAUUAAAAUAUAAAUCGCCUAACUUUUAUAAUUCUAUUACAAAUAUUAAUGAUGUAUUCGAAUCCCAUAACGUAAAUAAAAAAAAAAAAAAAGAAUUUUUUAAUAUUUAUGAUUUAUUCAAAUGUGAUAUAAAUACAGUUAAAAAAGAAAAAUGUAGUAAUUAUGAAAAAGAUAAUAUUGCAAAAAAUGAUAAAAAAAUCAUUCAUUUAAAUGAAAUGGAAAUGGACAAAAAAAAAGAAAAACAGUUAUUUGUUGAAAGUAAGGAUAUAAAUUAUAAAGUUAAUAAAAAUAAUGAAUAUAAUAAUAUACAACAAAUAGAGAAAAAUCAUAUUAUUAAAAAUCACAGAAGUAUACCUAAUAAAGAAAAAUAUAUUAAUAAACCUAAAAAUCUUCAUGAUAACAUUUUACUUGAAAAAAAUUAUAUUAAUAAAACUUCUUUUGUAAUUUUAAACAAGGCUAUAAAUUUCUUUUCAUACAAUUUUUUUUUUUUUUAUAUAUAUGUUCAUUUUCUAAUUAAUUUUUUUUGUAUUUGUGACAUUUUUUUUUUUUGGGAAAAAGGGAAUAAUAAAGAAAAAAAUAAUAAUGGUUUUAAAAUUAAACAUUUAAGAUAUUCAGUAUUACAAGAAAUAUCAAAAAAACAUAAAAUUAAAACAAACAUAAGUUCUUCAUCAGAUAUAUUUUUUUUAGAUGAUGAACUUGACUCAAAUAAUUUUAGUCAUUCUUCUAACGAUAUAUUUGAUGACAAUAAUGAAAAUUAUAAAAAUGAUUCUGAAUUAUACUAUAGCAUUCAUAGGAAUAUUAAAUGUUGUAACAAUUUAAUGAAAAAUAGGAAAUCAAAAAAGAAUAAGUUAACGUCUAAUAUUGAAGAAGAAAUUGAUAAAAUAAAAUUUUUUUUUAAAAUUUUAGGAAAAGAAAAUGUUAAAACUAAUAAAAGUAAUAAAAAAAAAGUAUCAUUAAAAAAAAAUGAGAAUGAAAUUUACGACAAUGAAAGAAUAAAAGGAAGAAAUUUAUAUGUUAGAAAAGACAAUGGAAGUAUUAGUAGCAUGUGUAAUGUUAAUAAAAGUAAUAUAAAUAAAAAUCACAUAAAUAAAAAUGAAUAUAUUGAUGUUAGUAAAAUAAAAUUAUUACCUUGUUCAAUACCAUUAAUAAUGAUUUUAUAUAAAUAUAUUUAUAAAAAAAUUGUUAAAAGAAAAGGUUCAGAUUCAUUUAUAUAUUUUUAUUUAAAUAAUAUUAUGUCUAACAUAAAUUUAAAUAGAAUUAAAUGUGAAUUACAUGAAAUGAACAAUGAUUUAUAUUUUAAAAAUGAAGAAUUUGAAAAUAGCGAUUAUUUUUUCACAAAUUUCAAAGAAAGUAAUAAACUAAUUAAUAAGAAUUAUUAUCAUUAUUUCUGCAAUAAAAAUAAAAAUAACUGUUUAAGAAAAGUUAGUUUAAAAAAUGUGUAUUUUGAAACAAUAAUAUGGAUAAAUUUAAGCGAAAUAUUGAUAUAUUUAAAAGUAGAUGCAAAACUAAUUAUAUAUUUUUUUAAUAUAAUUAGUACUUACAUAGAAUUUUACUUAAGUUUAAAUAAUAAUAAUAAUAAUUAUAAUUUCGAGAAUACCACAUUUUUCUAUAAUUUAACACAUCAAUUUAUGUGUUUAAAAUGUUUAUAUCUGUUUUAUUUAUAUUCAAAAUGCGAAAAGAAGUACAAGAGUACUGAUUAUAAAAAAAAAAAACUAAAUAAUAUGUAUUAUUAUAUGGAAAUGAAGUAUUUCUUUAAUAAUUUGAAAAAUAAGAGAUUAUUUUUCAAUAGUAAAAAUCUAUAUACAAAAACUCUUUUUUUUGAAAAUGAAUAUUAUAUGCAUAAUUUUAAGUUGAAUAUGUUUUACCAACCAAAAAUUGUUUUAGAUAAUAAUUGUGUUUCUUUUAAUGACAAAUUUUGUAAAAAUGAUUUUAAACUUUCUUUUCAAACAUUAGAAAAGAAAGAAGUAAGAAAUAGUUAUUGGCCUUUUAAAAACAUAAAUAAAAAUAAAUUUAUCACAAAGCAAAUUAACAAUAAUGACCACUGUAAUAAAAACACAACAGAAAUGAAAAAAAAAGAAAUAAAAAAAAAUAAGCAAUGUGAGAAGAAAAGAAAAAAAGCUAAUAAUAUAGAAACAAAUAAUACAUAUCUAGAUGAAGAACAUUUAUUUAAUUCUUUUGUUUACAAAGAUGAAACAAAAAACAGACAAAAAAAAUAUAGGCUAAUAAAAAAUAUAAAAAUUUAUUUAUCUUUAUUAAAUAAAAUAUAUUAUAAUGAUAGAAAAGUGAAAAUUUUAUAUGCUCGAUAUUAUUUUUUAAAAAAAAAAUAUUUAAGAGUUAUAAAUAUUUUAUCACUAUUAAAUAAUCAUUACCAAAAUAUAGAUUAUCUUAUUAAGAGUAAAAAAAAGAGGAAUGGCAAAAAUGAAGAAAAAAAUGAUACAACAAAAAGUAAUUUCUCAAAUAACCAGUUUUUAUUCCAUUUAAACAGUCAAACUGAUUUUAUGUAUGAAUAUUUAAAUAUAUAUAUGUAUUAUCAAUCAUAUUUUAAGAUAAAAAAUUAUAAAAAAUAUUAUUAUUACAAAAAAAUUUUAAAUAUAAUUUUUUUAAAUUGUCCUAUUAUACCAUUUAAUUUAUUUCCUUUCAUAAAUCUUUAA